Lachancea dasiensis is the source of this 1158-nucleotide messenger RNA. NCBI's taxonomy places the organism in Eukaryota, Fungi, Ascomycota, Saccharomycetes, Saccharomycetales, Saccharomycetaceae. The record is from the annotation of a GenBank genome assembly.
AUGUCUCUUGUCCCCGAAUACAAUUCCUCUUCUUUGGACUUUAGGUCCGAUACUUUUACCAUUCCUACCCCUGAACUCUGGCAAACAGUUGCCGAGGCUUCUCUGGGUGACUCCAUUUAUGAAGAGGAUAGGGAUACGCAUCUGCUCGAACAACGAGUCGCUAAAGAUUUUUUGGGCGGGAAACUAUUCAGUGGCGCUGAUGCUCGCGGUCUAUUUUGUGUUUCCACCACGAUGUCGAAUCAACUGGCCAUUCGUACCCACCUCAAUUUUGCUCCUCCAUACAGUGUACUGUGCGAUAAAAGAGCACACGUUUACGUUGAUGAAUGUGCCGGAAUAGCAGUAUUAUCCCAAGCUUUGGUUAUCCCGGUAGCAGCCUCAAAUGAGCGUUUUCUCACUUUAGAGGACAUCAAGGAAAGCUAUAUCCCCGAUGACGGUGAUGUACAUCUGGCACCGACCAAACUAAUUUGCCUUGAGAAUACAUUACACGGCAUGUGCUUUCCUUAUGAUGAACUCAAGCGCAUCAGCGAUUGGUGCCAUGAAGAGGGUAUUAAACUUCACUUGGAUGGUGCCCGAUUGUGGAACGCGGCGUGCGUAUCCAGGGACCUUGACCCUAAAACCUAUCUACGAAAUAUUGCGAAACUCGUUGAUUCAGUCUCUUUGUGUUUUUCUAAAUCCUUGGGAGCGCCGAUCGGAUCCAUGCUUGUGGGUGGUUUGAAGUUCAGAGAGAAAGCCCGCCACUUACAAAAGCAACAGGGCGGUGGAAUUAGACAAGCAGGAUUUAUCACUCGGAUCGCUGACCAUUGCUUGAAUGUUAACUUUCCCGCUACCGUGAGCGAGGUUUGUAGGCGCACCGAAGAGUUUUGGCUGGAUUUACAUUUCAAUUUGAAGACGAAGCAAAGAAUGGAACUUCAGUUGAGUCAUCCAGUCGAAACUAAUUUUAUUUUCCUCGAUUUGCCAAAAUCUGGAAUUAACCUGAAAAUCUUGUUGGAAUAUGGUGAAAGAAAUAAUGUCAAACUGUUUGAUGGAAGACUUGCAUUUCACUACCAGAACAUCAAUUCAGAAAGCCUCGCUGUUCUGAAAAAAACUUUCAUUGAUAUCGCAUCCUACUAUCAAACACACGAAUACCAUUCAGAGGAAAUAUCGGCCAGAAUAUAUUAG